AUGUCCAGCCGCAAACAAUCAAUAAAGGUCCUCAAGAAGAAUGACGGCGAGCCUCUUACUCGCGCUGACAUUCAGUACUCUCUUCUCAGCAACAUCUUCAAUGAUAGUCUGGAGGUCUUCACUGAUCCCAACACCGCCUUGGACGGUAGACCGCCUAGAACAAAGGUUACAUUUCGAGACUUGUAUGUCAAUGCUAUAGCACAUUCUCCAAAGACCCCGAAAGCACUGAAAGACAAAAUGGUCGCGGAACCCACUUUCGCCACCGACUAUGCGAUGAUUUGUUUGCUGGCAAAUGUCGGUCGGAUCAACACAACCAUGAGCUUUUUUCCGGAAAUGAAGACCGCAAUUCGCACCUAUCAUCCCGUUCCCGCUCUCCAAAGAACAAAUGGUGGCAGUCUUCAGGAUGCACCCAGGCACAAAGCCAUUCUCAAGGCAAGUCUGUUAGAAGGAGAAGUCAACACAGUACCAACAACACCGACAGAGAUAUUGAGUAGAGCGAGCACCGGUACUAUUCCUCCCACCAACAUUGCCAACCUCAUUUUCGUCCUUGCGAACCAUUCCGUGUCAAUCGGCGCCAACCACUUUUCCAGCGAGCUUGAAUUUCUGGACCUCUUCACACCUGUGGAAUUCUCCGGCCGCUCCAGGGCACGCGCUUUCCUGUGGAUCUGUUAUCAUUAUUAUGAAGCACCUUCAAGCGAAAAUGAAGAUGAUUACGACAACAACAGCUCGUUGGAAAACCCAUAUUGCGAACCACAUCGACCUGGAAAAUAUCCUCCGUUACAGAUGCUAACGACCGAGCAAGCCGAGGCUGAGAACUUAGAUCCCGAAGACGAGAAACAAUUAGCAGAGAAAUUGAUUGCUCAGCGCACGCUGAUUCAAAAGUCGCAAGGACCAAAGGAAAUCACCAAGACUCCAGGGAAAAGCAACGCAACAGUUGACGAGGAUAUUGAAAGCGUUGUCAGCGUCGAUUCUGCACAACCGAAUCUGUCAAGAUCGAAGACUAAAGAGAAGAAGACAAAAUCAAGCAAGGAGAAGAAAGGACUAUCUGAUGUGGAGCUUUAUGCUAGUCGUCGAUAUGGGGGCGAUGAGCCCUUUGGUCCUAUGGGCCCUUAUGACCCGGCACGAAAUACUUACCCCCACCUAGUUGAUCCUUCCCGUCCUCGGAUCAUACACCAGACCAGUAAACAGUCGCCUGCUAUAGCCCAAGUCUCUUCUCGAUACACGCCAUAUGGGCCCUCUCCGUUACGUGACUCUCAACGCGACCGUGUUCGAGUCGUACCUCGACGCCCACGAUCACCGACACGAACCAUGGUGCAACAUGCGUGGCACGUGAUAAACCAUUCCGACCCUUUGUUAGACUCAGACGAGGAAGCGCCAGACGACCACCAUCGUCAAGACUAUUCUCAACGACUCAGAGUCCUUACACGUCUCCGUGCAAAGGAGCCCACUCCUGAAGCUGAACUUCAGAUAUACAAUCCACAGCUUGCCGCUAAUCUCGUCUGA
Marasmius oreades (fairy-ring Marasmius) is the source of this 1503-nucleotide messenger RNA. RefSeq lists its product as uncharacterized. The record is from RefSeq and is a predicted model, not a curated record. Bases 1 to 1503 code for a protein of 500 amino acids. The transcript is spliced from 8 exons. Gene Ontology annotation, cellular component: Ino80 complex. NCBI's taxonomy places the organism in Eukaryota, Fungi, Basidiomycota, Agaricomycetes, Agaricales, Marasmiaceae.